Molecule: messenger RNA, 759 nt
Organism: Lycium ferocissimum
Lineage: Eukaryota; Viridiplantae; Streptophyta; Magnoliopsida; Solanales; Solanaceae
Product: large ribosomal subunit protein eL24-like
Exons: 5
Coding region: 1-543 (180 amino acids)
Biological process (GO): cytoplasmic translation
Cellular component (GO): cytosolic large ribosomal subunit
Molecular function (GO): mRNA binding; structural constituent of ribosome
Source: RefSeq, a predicted model, not a curated record
AUGGGUGAGAAGAGGAGUAACAUGGGGAGGUUGAAAUUGGAUUUUUACCCUUAUUUCCAUUGCAGGACAGAACUCUGCCGUUUCAGCGGUGCCAAGAUAUACCCAGGGAGGGGCAUCAGAUUUAUCCGUUCAGAUUCUCAGGUGUUCCUAUUUGUCAACUCAAAAUGCAAACACUACUUCCACAACCGCCUGAAGCCUUCCAAGCUUACAUGGACAGCCAUGUAUAGGAAGCAGCACAAGAAGGAUAUUGCACAAGAAUCUGUUAGAAAGAGGAGACGCGCCACAAAGAAGCCCUAUUCUAGGUCCAUUGUUGGUGCAACCUUGGAGGUUAUCCAGAAGAAGAGAGCUGAAAGGCCAGAAGUUCGAGAUGCUGCCAGGGAAGCCGCUCUUCGUGAAAUCAAGGAAAGAAUCAAGAAGACAAAGGACGAAAAGAAAGCCAAGAAGGCAGAGGUGAUGGCUAAGUCACAGAAAGCUGGAGGUAAGGGUAACAUGCCAAAGGGAGGAAAAGGCCCUAAGCUUGGCGGUGGUGGUGGAAAACGUUAAGCGAUUGUUUAUGUUGUUUUUCCUAAGUAGUACUUAGAGUGGUUUUGCAUCUUGACUGAGUGUAGCUAUUCUGAUCAGAUGGUAAACUGCAGACCAGCAGUUAGCAUAGCACACUUCGAAACAAUAUGUUGUCUGAAUUUUGGUCUUGUCUUAAAUAUGCAGAUUGUUUAUUUUCGAUCCGUUAUGAUAAUUAUAAUUUUGUUCCAUUAUUAGAAA